Messenger RNA from Neospora caninum, 567 nucleotides. RefSeq names its product 4-alpha-glucanotransferase family protein,related. The transcript has 3 exons. The record is from RefSeq and is a predicted model, not a curated record. Lineage: Eukaryota; Apicomplexa; Conoidasida; Eucoccidiorida; Sarcocystidae. The coding region runs from base 1 to 567 and encodes 188 amino acids. Gene Ontology annotation, molecular function: starch binding. Gene Ontology annotation, cellular component: membrane.
AUGAUUUGUGACGGUUUCGAUGACCUCGACAGACAGUGCGCGGAAGGCGCACUGACGCUGGAGCCGCCGGCCAGUGUGCCGACACCUCGCCCUCCUGCCACGGCUGAGGAACGCCGAAGAAUUCAGGAGAAAUACCGGGAAAAAAUCAAAGAAAGAAAGAUUCGCAUCUACCAAAAUGCCUUGGAGGAGGUGAUUCGGAGGGAGAAAGCCAGUUCCAUGCGGCAAGUCGUCUUCAAAGUCCCCGUCCAAACACGCUUCGGUCAGAACGUCUGCCUCGUUGGGAGCGACGCGACCCUAGGUAGCUGGAUCGCCGAGCAGGCCGUGAACAUGAUUUGGACCCAGAACAACAUUUGGCAGUGCGAGCUCAAGUUUCCGAGAGAGACGACGCGCGUCGAGUAUAAAUACCUCAUCAAAGAAGGCAAUUACGUCAUCUGGGAGCCUGGACAGAACCACGUUCUAGAUCUCCGCCGUUUGCAGGAACUCGUCCAACCGAAUAUGUCGAGAGGUGUCGAGGCUGCACGGGUGAUUCAAGACUCCUGGGGCCGAGGGGAUGCCCAGGGCUUGUAG